ACAGCCUGCAGGGACAUCCGGAGCCGGUGGAGGCGGCGGCGGUGGGGGAGGAGGAGGCGGUGGGGGUAGCGGCACAGCUCCUGCACGUAACGCAGUCAGCUCCGGCAAUAUGUAUUCCGCCCGCCAAUCAGUAAGCACCUCAACCGGGGUCCUUAUGGUCGGACCAAAUUUUCGUGUCGGUAAAAAAAUUGGCUGUGGUAAUUUUGGAGAAUUGCGGUUAGGUCGUCGAAUGUGUUUCUUUCCAUCAACACCCUAUGCCGAAAAGAGUAUUAAUCCAGCAGGCAAAAAUCUGUACAACAAUGAACAUGUAGCAAUAAAAAUGGAGCCAAUGAAGUCAAAGGCUCCACAACUACACUUAGAGUAUAGGUUUUAUAAACUAUUAGGAUCACAUGAUAAUUGUCCAGAGGGUAUUCCACGUGUCUAUCACUUGGGCACUUGUAGUGGCCGUUACAAUGCCAUGGUAUUAGAAUUAUUGGGACUGUCUUUAGAAGAUCUCUUCAAUAUAUGCAACCGUCAAUUUUCACUCAAGACUGUACUGAUGAUAGCUAAGCAACUUCUCCACCGGAUCGAAUAUGUUCAUAGUCGGCACCUAAUUUAUAGAGAUGUUAAGCCAGAAAAUUUUCUUAUUGGCAGAACAUCGACGAGACGAGAAAAAAUUAUCCACAUAAUUGAUUUCGGUUUGGCCAAAGAAUAUAUUGAUUUAGAUACAAAUAGACACAUACCAUAUCGGGAACAUAAAUCCCUGACGGGUACUGCUAGAUAUAUGUCUAUAAACACACACAUGGGCAGAGAGCAAUCGAGACGUGAUGAUUUAGAGGCAUUAGGUCAUAUGUUCAUGUAUUUCUUAAGAGGUUCACUGCCAUGGCAAGGUCUUAAGGCCGAUACACUUAAGGAAAGAUAUCAAAAAAUUGGCGAUACCAAACGAGCAACACCCAUUGAGGUACUUUGCGAUGGCCAUCCCGAAGAAUUUGCCACAUAUUUACGCUAUGUGAGGCGGCUAGAUUUUUUUGAGACCCCCGAUUAUGAUUUUCUGCGAAGACUGUUCCAAGACUUAUUCGAUCGUAAAGGCUAUGUGGAUGAUGGUGAAUUUGACUGGACAGGGAAGACAAUGUCAACGCCAGUUGGUUCAUUACAAACGGGUCAUGAAGUUAUCAUUUCACCAAAUAAAGAUCGUCAUAAUAUAACGGGCAAGACAAAUGCCAAAGGAGGUGUUGCCGCGUGGCCAGAUGUACCCAAACCAGGUGCUACACUGGGCAAUCUUACGCCUGCCGAUAGGCAUGGUUCUGUACAGGUUGUGAGUUCGACAAAUGGCGAAUUAAAUGCGGACGAUCCCACUGCUGGUCACUCAAAUACUCCCAUAACGCAACAGCCUGAAGUUGAAUUAGUCGAUGAAACAAAAUGUUGUUGUUUCUUUAAACGAAAGAAGAAGAAAUCAUCGCGUCAAAAAUGACUAGAUGGUGUUCAAUGUAGUCCAGAACGCGAAGCAGUUACAUUGCUACGCGCCACUUCACAUUCAAAUUCAAGGGAUAGCGUUCUAAAUAAUCCAAGUCAGGAUUAUAUACAACAGGCAACGUCACAACAUACGUUGCGUUAUCCUCCAUCCGCGUCAAUGCUGACGCCUACACCAACUACUAAUACACCGACACUUCCGUUGUAAUUUAAAAACAUUUAAAGUUAAACAAACAAAACAAAAAAAAAAAAACAUUAAAAAAUCCAUAAAAAAAUAAAAAUUAUAUUAUACAUACAUUAUUAAUUUAGCAUUAUUAUUAUGAUUUAUUAUAAAAACAAAAGAUAAAACAAGAAGAAGAGAAGAGGAAGAAACCAAC
Musca vetustissima is the source of this 1826-nucleotide messenger RNA. It is a transcript of the gene gish, whose product is annotated as casein kinase I. The transcript has 11 exons. Lineage: Eukaryota; Metazoa; Arthropoda; Insecta; Diptera; Muscidae. Gene Ontology annotation, molecular function: protein serine/threonine kinase activity; ATP binding. Gene Ontology annotation, biological process: positive regulation of canonical Wnt signaling pathway; endocytosis; peptidyl-serine phosphorylation. Bases 110 to 1450 code for a protein of 446 amino acids. Gene Ontology annotation, cellular component: cytoplasm; plasma membrane; nucleus. The record is from RefSeq and is a predicted model, not a curated record.